UUUAAAUGUGCGAUAGGUGAUCUGGGAAAUGCUAACUAAAUUGCAGUGCAAAGCUAAGCAUCCUCCAAAACAAAUGAAGGUGCGCAGACCAGAAGCGAGACGACCAGAGACAACAUUAUUGGAUUACAUCAUGUGUCAUUCACCGGUGAACUUUACAGUACAGAGACAUGUGGCAUCACCCCUCAGAGGACUUCAGCAUGUCCAACAUUAGAUAUUUUUCCAGACACAAAGGAGAGGUGAACUGCUGCACAUUCUCACCUGACUGUCAGAUUCUGCUCACAUGCUGUGAUGAUGGCAGACUGUACCUGUGGAACGCCAGCAGUGCAAAACACCUGGCCACAGUCAGUGGACACUCAGGUCCAGUGAAAUCGUGUGUUUUCUCCAUGGAUGGUCAGCUGUUUGCGAGCGCGUCUCACGACUGUACCGUCAGAAUCUGGUGCAGCUCCAGCACAAAAUGCACACACAUACUGACAGCUCACACGCGGAGUGUGGAGACGGUGAGCUUCAGUCCGGACGGUCAGUGGCUGCUGUCGGGUGGAUGGGACAACAGGGCGCUGCUCUGGAGAGUUCAAUGUUGUGAGAUGGUGGAGGAGUUGCGGGGUCACACUGCAGCUGUCCAGAGCAGCGCCUUCUCAUCAGACUCGCAGUGUGUGGCCACGGGCUCCUGGGAUCGGACCGUGAGAGUGUGGAAACUUCAUGAUGAAAAGGAGGUUGUGGUAUUACAGGGGCACCUGGGAAAUGUGGCCUGUCUCUGUUUCUCUGUAACAGGGAUUUUGGCCUCAGGCUCAUGGGACGGCACAGUGCGUGUGUGGUUGCCGAUGCGUCACGCGUGUCUGUUUGUUUUGGGAGGCUGUGAGCGUGUGUGGGUCAGGAGUCUGGCCUUCUCCAUAGACGGACGGGUUUUAGCAUCCGCCGCUGAAGGCGACAUGGUGAGGAUCUGGGAUACGACCACUGGAGCAUGUCUGAAGAGGCUGCAGGGUCAUAAGGACUCAGCGUUUGGCUGUGUGUUCAGUCCCGGCGGGGAGCUACUCGUCAGCGGCUCUGAGCAGCUGGAGGAAGAAGGGGAUGAAGAAAACAGCACAGAGGAGAGAAGUGAGAGUUGGAGGAGUUUAAACAGCAAACAGGACAAUAUAGAUGACAGCUAUACCAACUUAGAUAUUACAUAAGAGCAUGUGCAGCCAUUUUGUAACGUUAAUGAGCGAGGCUUCUGGUUCAUUAGCUGCGACCUAAUUAUGCAAAAAUAAGCUAUUUGCUGUGAAUGAGUGAGACUUUCAAUUCAUUCCCUGCUGUAGGUAAAUAUUUAGAAGAAUAGUAGAGUGCAGUAAACAGUACAACUAUGUGCUCUACAAACCAAAGUGUUAUGAUAAUAAAUUUAAAAUAACAAAUACCGUUUACACCAUCAAGCAACAUUACGGACUGUUUUGAACACAAUUUAAGUGAUGCUUGAUCAUGCAUGCCAUUCCUAAAAUAUAAAGGCAUAUAUUAAAUAUUUUAUAUAUAGCCUACACUAUUAUUUAUUUUAUAUAUAAAGGCCUACUGUGUAAAAAAUAGUGAUAUCAAGAAAAUAUGUUGUUUCUAAAAUUAAAUACAUUUAAAAUACUGUAUUGUACAAUGCCACAUUAUAUGAUUGCAUAUUAUUUUAAUUUUUUUUUAUCAUGUUUAAGUUCAACAGCCAGAGCAAGAAUAAAUGUGGAAAAUACUUAAAUAUUAUAUUUUUUAUUCUAUAUAUUUUAGAUUUCAUUAAAUAUUUUAUUUCUAUUAAAAAGAAAUUAUGUAUAAACCUUUAAAAAUAAAAAACAUUUUGGAAUCUCAUGUUUUCUGUCAUAAUAAAAUAAAGCAUAUUACAAGCCCAUUUUUUCUUCAAUCAAAAUCAUCACAAUUAUGAUUUUCAAAAUAAAAACUUUUGAGGAUUUGAA
Messenger RNA from Megalobrama amblycephala (Wuchang bream), 1916 nucleotides. It is a transcript of the gene wdr38, whose product is annotated as WD repeat domain 38. NCBI's taxonomy places the organism in Eukaryota, Metazoa, Chordata, Actinopteri, Cypriniformes, Xenocyprididae. The transcript is spliced from 10 exons. The record is from RefSeq and is a predicted model, not a curated record. The coding region runs from base 168 to 1166 and encodes 332 amino acids. Gene Ontology annotation, molecular function: protein binding.